AUGGAGAGAGGUUCUUCCCUUGACAGUCCGCAAGAAGAUCGCGUGCCGGCUGCGGCAGGAGCCAACGUGCUGAGUUGGGUGCUUUCUGGCCUCAGCGCCGUCUACUUGGCACAGUUCGCGUCCUUCUACUGCCAGUGCCCUGGCCUCAUUGGCUCCUCUGGGCUUCAGCCUUUGGUAGCCCGGCCAGAGGAUGUGGACCGUACUUGGCUGCUGCAUUUCUUCAGCUCGCCGGAGCUCGGCGUGGAGGCCUUGGCCCUGGCUGGGACAGUGCUUGCAGCUCUGCAGCUGGCAAUGCCCCAGGCCAUGCUGCGGCACGGACCGGCUGGGGCCAUGAUCUUUGCCUGUCUCUGGUGGUGCUGGCACGACCUUGUGAUAGCUGGUGGGCGCUUCACCUGCUAUCAGAUGGAUGUCAUCGUCCUGGACGCUGCGCCGUUGACUAUUCUGGCCGCACUAGGACUGGAGACGCAGGCCACCAUUUUUGGUCUGCGAUGGCUCCUCUUACGUCUCUACCUGGGUGGAGGGGCCGUAAAGUUGCUCAGCUGCGACGAGAGUUGGCGGAACCUCUCCGCCCUCCACUGGCACUUUCAGUCUCAGCCCUUGCCGAACUCCUUGGGGAACGCUGCCCACCUCUUCAUGCCCGACUCGAUCAGCCAUGCGUCGACGCUGUUUGCCCUCGUCGUGGAGAUCGGCCUGGCUUUCCUCUUCCUCGCCCCGGCCGCCGACGUCCGGCGGAUCGCCUUUGCCCUGCAGACCGCUCUGCAGGGAGGCAUCGUGCUGGCCGGGAAUUUUGGCAGCUUCAACUUCAUGACAGUGAUCAUCGCCUUAUCGCUGCUUGAGGAUGAAGAUUUGCCCCCUGCACCCACCUUGGCCACGCGGAGCAGCGGUCAG
Messenger RNA from Symbiodinium sp. CCMP2456, 888 nucleotides. The record is from the annotation of a GenBank genome assembly. NCBI's taxonomy places the organism in Eukaryota, Dinophyceae, Suessiales, Symbiodiniaceae.